UUUUGUAUUUUUUAUUAUUUAGAGUUUCAACAUAAGUAUGUUAUAGAGUUUACCACAUGAAUGCCACUAUAUUCUGCUUGUUGGAACAUCAUGUUCUGUCUCCUCAGUCUACCAGUGAUCAAGAGUGCUAAAUAAAGUCUUUAUUCUGUCGCAGUGGAACGCACUCAUGUUUUUGGUGGUCGCUGCAUUCGCCCUAUCCGGGGUGACAGCUUUUGACAAUGACGUUCAAAAUACUACAAGGUCUAAACUGCCGGAGCUGUAUCAGAUCGAUGACUAUGACCGCUGUCUCUCCCGGCCCGGAGCUCUGUACUGUGUGGGCACGUUCCAUCUGACUGCGGACCGGCAGGCGCCGUCCUACCGCUACUACCGCAUGAUCGAGGAAUAUUCAUCGGAGCCCCGUCACUUCAACCGGACGCUGCUGCACCGCGGGUACUGCCUCAGCAGCCGCUGUCCAGACCUCGCCAACGCAACCCAUGGAGACCGGUUCAGCAGCUGUGCACAGGCGCAGGAGGUGUCUCUGGGGAUGAAGUUAGUACUUCAGUCCUACCACUGCAGUCAAAACGUUCACAAGAAAGCUAUUGAAAAACGAGAUCAACAUUUCUUAUGGAUCGUAGCAGUAUUGCUGGCGCUUAAUGUACUCGGAACCGUAUACGACGUUAAGAUUUCAAACGGAAAAAAAAACAAGGUCCUCAAAAGCUGGUCCAUCAGAUUUAAUUGGCAAAGUUUAAAAAACACGCUCCAAGAAUAUAAAGACCCACGCUUAAAGUGCUUGUCGCCGUUUGAAGGGUUCAGGGUGAUAUUUCACGUACUAUUCAUCGUGGGUCACAUCAUGGCUGUGUACCAUCAGCUGUUCCUGAGUAACCCUCAACACGUGGAACAACUGUACUUCCAGUCCUGGUCUUACUUUAUGAGGAAUGGGCAGUUGGCGCUCCAGGCGUUUGUGAUGGCGUCGAGCUUCCUGUAUACCCACAGUCAGAUCAUCUUCAAGAGAAGCACUCACUUCUCGCAACUACCCCUGGCUACACUUAGAAGAAUAGCUAGGUUAUUACCAGUUCAUCUUCUGGUGGUGGGGUUCGCAGCGACGUGGUGGCGCUACACCGGCGACGGGCCGCUGUGGCCGAACCUGGUGCUCCAGGAGAGCGACGUCUGCCGCCGCAAGUUCCUCUGGCACGCGCUCUUCCUGCACAACCUCGUCGACAACGACGACCAUUGCUUAGCGCCCACCUGGUCCUUCGCUGCGGACCUACAACUGUUUGUCGCGGCCUACCUGCUGAUGUCAUUACUGACAAUAACUGGACGGAAGCCCCUCCCGGUACUGUCGGUGCUGUUCAUCGUAUUAUCUGUUCUCAACGGACUGAUGGCUUACUGUAAUGGGUGGGAAUCCAUGAUCUUCAUUGCACUUCCAGAAAAUCUUCGACAGUUCUUCAGAAACUCACGAUCAUUCACCAACUUCUACUUGUCACCCCUGAAUAAUGUUCCAGCAUAUCUUGUUGGUAUCAUCUUAGCACACGUUCACAAGCAUGUUCAGGAACGGGGCAUCAAAUUGAGCGACUCAAAGCUAUACUUGUGGUGCUACCACCUGUCCUUCCCGCUCAUGAUAUCCUGGGUAAUGUGUGGGGAGUGGUUCUUCGAGCGGCGGUCUCCGCUCACCACUGCGAUCUACGCCGCUAUCGAGAGGCCAGUCUUUCUUCUCCUCCUCAGCGUCUAUUCCAUUGGCAUAAUCAACAAUCUAGACAAUGUCGUGAGGCGUGUUGCACUAUGGCGCUUCUGGAGGCCGCUGGGUCGCAUGUCACUGUCCAUGUUGACGGUGCACUGGUGCGUCAUUAAAACUCUCCUCGCGUCCAGACGAGGUCUUUUUGACUUCAAUCAGUAUAAUUUGACUAUGGAUACACUGGCGACGAUCUUCCUCUCCUACGGCCUCGCUGUGCCCCUCACGCUCCUCGUAGAGAUGCCGCUCAUGAAGACCUUCACCUCCAUGCUGAUGGACUGAGUCUGUCUCGGCCGAUAGAGACGUGCGCGACGUGUUUCUUCUCCUACUGCCUCGCUGUGCCCCUCACGCUCCUCGUGGAGAUGCCGCUCAUGAAGACCUUCACCUCAGUGCUGAUGGACUGAGUCUGUCUCGGCCGAUAGAGACGUGCGCGACGUGUUUCUUCUCCUACUGCCUCGCUGUGCCCCUCACGCUCCUCGUGGAGAUGCCGCUCAUGAAGACCUUCACCUCAGUGCUGAUGGACUGAGUCUGUCUCGGCCGAUAGAGACGUGCGCGACGUGUUUCUUCUCCUACUGCCUCGCUGUGCCCCUCACGCUCCUCGUGGAGAUGCCGCUCAUUAAGACAUUCACCUCAGUGCUGAUGGACUGAGUCUGUCUCGGCCGAUAGAGACGUGCGCGACGUGUUUCUUCUCCUACUGCCUCGCUGUGAUCCUCACGCUCCUCGUGGAGAUGCCGCUCAUUAAGACAUUCACCUCCGUGCUGAUGGACUGAGUCCAAGAGAGAGUUUCAAGCUAUUAGUAUUUCCGAUUUGGUAAAAAUACAGUUCAAAAGAUAUCAUUCGGUAAAAAAAAAACUUGAGAGGUGUCAAGGGACACCCGGAUGGA
Aricia agestis (brown argus) is the source of this 2591-nucleotide messenger RNA. RefSeq lists its product as uncharacterized. The record is from RefSeq and is a predicted model, not a curated record. Gene Ontology annotation, molecular function: acyltransferase activity, transferring groups other than amino-acyl groups. Lineage: Eukaryota; Metazoa; Arthropoda; Insecta; Lepidoptera; Lycaenidae. The transcript is spliced from 12 exons. The coding region runs from base 167 to 1990 and encodes 607 amino acids.